Helobdella robusta is the source of this 585-nucleotide messenger RNA. RefSeq lists its product as hypothetical. The record is from RefSeq and is a predicted model, not a curated record. The transcript has 5 exons. NCBI's taxonomy places the organism in Eukaryota, Metazoa, Annelida, Clitellata, Rhynchobdellida, Glossiphoniidae. The coding region runs from base 1 to 585 and encodes 194 amino acids.
AUGGGCAAUGUGGAGGAACAACUUGAUCGAUGUCAAACGAUUAAAACCACACUGAAAAAAAUUUGGAAAAAAAUCGAGACAUUUUUGCAGUUUGGAGAACGUUUCCCGGCAGCCGGGACAUCUAGCCACAAUAAGAAUUGUCCCGAGAAAACCGGGACGUCUGAUCAGCUUAUUGUAAAGUGCUAUAGCGAUGGGCAGUUAUGUUUAUCUAUCAGAUCAGUGAACCUUCGGAAGAUCGAAAUCUUGACGAUUGUGCAAGUUACAACAACUGGUGUCCGAAGCGGAUUUUUGAUAAAUCGAUACACUAAUUGGAGGAAAGUACUAAGAAAACAAAACCUCGACUCAAAAAAAGCAAAGACAUUUUUGAUAAACCGACUAAGAGACUCUCUUAAAAACAAAGCCGAAUCUAAAGAAAUGUCAGCCAAAAUGAAUAAAAAACUCGAAAUAUUAGUCAAAAUUGAAUUACAGGCAGUUGAACAAAAAAUGGCAGCCGAAAUGAAUAGAAAACAUGAUCGGCAGGCAACCGAAAUAAAAUACAAGAUCUACCAGACCAAGUUCAAAGCAAAAGCAUUCAGCUACGGGUAA